AUGCUGAGAAAAGGAAAGAGGACCAGCUUCUUCAAGCCAUCGCCCUCCAACUGUGCCGUGAGGCCUGCUACAGGCAGCGAGCCUUUCGCCGACACGUUAAUGGAGGAGCGGAUCGCUAGCCUGGAGCCUUUGAUCAAGAAGUGGGCCGCCGACUCCUCCAGCAACUCCGGAUAUGCUGCCGCCGCUUUUCUCUUCCAUGAAGGGCACCACGAAGCCCCGCUCUACCUGAGCCACGUCAAGGACCUGCACUCCGCAAUGAUGCGCUGCACCGGUGAAGUCUCGAACUCGGGCGUGAUCAUGCGAGCUCAUAAGCUGUUGCAGACCGCAGUGAGGCGGCUCUCCCUAGAAUUCCACCAGAUCCUGUCGUCGCAUCUCCCGUAUCCUGACCACGCCGAAUCGUUGUCAAGCCAGUCUUCACGAUCCUCUACCCUAUCGAGCUUCUCGGACUUUGAAUACGAGUUGGAGGGCAAGUUAUCGACGAAGAAGUUCGCAGCCGAGCCAGUAAUGCAGGAAGAGGAGCGAGUUCCUAAUGCAGCGGUUUUCGAUGUAAAGACCAUCGCAGACUGCAAGAUUGCUUGCGGGUACGGCAAAGAGUGCAUGGAUAUCUACAAAUUCGUGCGAAGAUCAGUCGUCGACGAGGAACUGUAUCAUCUAGGGUUCGAGAGGCCGAUAGACUCUUAG
Molecule: messenger RNA, 681 nt
Organism: Eucalyptus grandis
Lineage: Eukaryota; Viridiplantae; Streptophyta; Magnoliopsida; Myrtales; Myrtaceae
Product: exocyst complex component EXO70H1-like
Exons: 1
Coding region: 1-681 (226 amino acids)
Biological process (GO): exocytosis
Cellular component (GO): exocyst
Source: RefSeq, a predicted model, not a curated record